Messenger RNA from Oryza sativa Japonica Group (Japanese rice), 612 nucleotides. The record is from RefSeq and is a predicted model, not a curated record. NCBI's taxonomy places the organism in Eukaryota, Viridiplantae, Streptophyta, Magnoliopsida, Poales, Poaceae.
AUGGAAAAUAUUAUCCACAUAGAUGAGAAAUGGUUUAAUGGCUCAAAAAAGGAGAAAACUUUCUACCUUUAUCCGGAUGAAGAGGAACCAUACUUCACAGUUCACAACAAAAAUGCCAUUGAUAAAGUAAUGUUCUUAGCAGCAGUUGCAAACCCUAGGUUCGAUGAUGAGGGUAACUGCACUUUUGAUGGAAAGAUAUGUAUUUGGCCUUUUGUUAGGAAGGAACCAGCACAAAGGAGAAGUCGUAAUAGAGAAAGGGGGACACUAGUGACCAAGCCAAUUAAGGUUGAUAGAAACACCAUAAGAUCAUUCAUGAUAUCUAAAGUGCUGCCAGCUAUUAGAGCAUGUUGGCCUCGAGAAGAUGCAGGAAAAACCAUAUGGAUUCAGCAGGAUAAUGCUAGAACUCAUCUCCCAAUCAAUGAUGAGCAGUUUGCUGUUGCAGUAGCCCAAACUGGACUUGAUAUUCGCCUCGUGAAUCAGCCUCCAAAUUCCCCGGAUAUGAAUUGCCUAGAUCUUGGAUUCUUUGCUUCACUUCAGUCCUUAACAUAUAAUAGGACAUCUAGAAACAUGGAUGAGCUAAUAGAGAAUGUUCACAAGGAAUACCGUGACUAA